GAUAAUUAAACCCAUUCGUCUAAUCUUCAUGUGUCCAUGUGCAAAUCCAAAAAGAGCACAGACGUAAUCCGUUCCACAACCUCAAAAUCACGUAAUUCGCGAUCUUCCUCCAUUUUUGAUCCUUCAUCGAGCAACCCCGUAAGUCUCACCGACUCAGCUUCCUAUUACAAAGACAAUUCCAGGUCCUCUGCCAUCUCAGGCAGAACCUCUCUGUCCAGUCUCAGAGACUCGCUUCUCCCUGAAAAUCCACAUAUCUACGAUUUAUCUGAAAUUCGUUUGGCCACGAAUAAUUUCUUAUUGAAACCCUUCUCCUCUUCUUCCUCCUCCACCGCUUGGCGCUGUGUGAUUCGUGGGAAAGAUGUUGUUCUGUUCCAGCGCAAGUUCCGAUGUCCAAUUGAGUUGCCGGAGCUGCAGAGACGGCUUUUGAUGAUCUGCCGCAGCCACCACAGUAGCCUUAUCAAACUCCUCGGUGCCGGCGCUUCUGGGAAUUACAUAUAUUUGGUGUAUGAGUAUAAUACUGGUGCCAAUUUAGCGACUUGUCUUCGAAACCCAAAAAACCCCAAUUUCACGGUCCUCUCGUCCUGGCUUUCUCGGAUGCAGGUCGCGACAGAUCUUGGUCACGGUCUCGAUUACAUCCACCAUUGCUUGGAUUCGAAUUUCGUUCACAAUCACAUCACAAGUUCUAGUGUUAUUGUCUCUGAAGAAUUAAUGAACGCCAAGAUUUGUCAUUUCGGUACAGCAGAGUUGUGUGGAGAAUCGGUGGAGACUAAAGGUGCUAGCUCAUCCUUAACAAGAGCAGACAGCAAGUCAAUGAAAAUUGAGGGGACGAGAGGGUAUAUGGCACCGGAGCUUCAGGCAAUUGGAGUGGCAACACAAAAAUGUGAUGUGUAUUCAUUUGGGGUUAUAAUACUGGAGUUGUUGUCCGGGCGGGAGGCACUGAAGUAUGAGUUUGAUGAUGUGAAUGGGACCUAUAAGAAGGUGAAUGUGAUUGAUUUAGCUAGAGAGGCAGUUGGAGGAGGUGGUGGUGGUGUUAGGAGGUGGGUGGAUAGGAGGUUGAAGGAUUCGUUUCCGGUGGAAGUAGCGGAGAAAAUGGUGGUUGUUGGGUUGGAAUGUGUGGAAGAGGAUCCGGUGAAGAGGCCGGACAUGGGGCAGGUUGCUGUUAGGAUCUCCAAAUUGUAUUUGGAGUCAAAGAACUGGGCAGAGAGGAUUGGUUUGCCUAUUGAUUUCUCAGUUUCCAUGGCACCCCGUUGAGAUUACCUUAGUUUAUACAGCAUUUUUGGAUUGCGGCUUUGGAUUUGUUUGUAUUGAUUUUGAGAAUUUAGGAGUCUUAUACUCAUGCAAACAGUCUAUUUACAAUAUAGAAGAGGGAAGGAGAUGCCUUUGCUGCAAUAAUGGAACUUCCCUAGCAACAUUAUCAGGUCUCUGGUCUGGUGUAAAAAAUUCUUCUCUUGCAUAAAGAUGUUUAGAAGAAAACUGGAAUGAACCUUCGAGCUGGUGGUAACUGGUCAUAUGAAGCAGAAGUAUGGAUUACCAUAUCUUAUGUGAAAUAAAUAAUUGACCGUUGUUUGAUUAUUUUAUAUUAUCUCAGCUUUGGUUGAGUAUUCCUUCCACUGAUGAUAUGAGAAAAGGCUACAGCAUCUUCAAUA
Molecule: messenger RNA, 1646 nt
Organism: Tripterygium wilfordii
Lineage: Eukaryota; Viridiplantae; Streptophyta; Magnoliopsida; Celastrales; Celastraceae
Product: lysM domain receptor-like kinase 3
Exons: 3
Coding region: 37-1251 (404 amino acids)
Biological process (GO): protein phosphorylation
Molecular function (GO): ATP binding; protein kinase activity
Source: RefSeq, a predicted model, not a curated record